UCUUAAGCUGGUCAUUUGUAUUAUACUCAUUGAAUUGCCUCUUGGUUUUUUUCAGAAGGUGUCCAGGCAUCAUGGCUGACUGGAGUUUCUUAAGCAAACUCCUUGACAAGGUCCAAGGCCACUCCAAUUCUGGAGGGAAGGUGUGGUUGUAUGUUCUCUUCAUUUUUCGAAUCCUGAUACUGAAGACAGCAAUUGAGUCAGUUUGGGGUGAUGAGCAGUCUGCCUUUAAGUGUAACACCCAACAACCUGGUUGUGAAAACGUCUGCUACGACAAGUCUUUCCCAAUCUCUCAUGUGCGCUUCUGGGUCCUACAGAUCAUAUUUGUGUCCACACCCCCACUUUUGUACCUGGCUCAUGUGAUCUAUGUGAUGCACAAAGAAGAGAAACCGAACAAGAAACUUGACGAGACUGAUGAGUACAAGGUAGAAAAGCAGAAGAAGGAUAUUGAAAUAGAGGACAAGUGUGUCAUUACGGAGAAAGAUCAAGUGAAAAUGGAAGGAAGUCUGAAGAUCUCCUACAUCAUCAGUAUCUUCUUCAAGUGUGUCUUUGAGGUAGCCUUCUUGCUGAUCCAGUGGUACAUCUAUGGAUUCAGCUUGAGUGCUGUCUACACUUGCAAAAGAGAGCCCUGCCCACAUCAAGUGGACUGCUUCCUCUCUCGCCCCACAGAGAAAACCAUCUUCAUCAUCUUCAUGCUGGUGGUGUCCUUGGUGUCUCUUGCCUUAAAUAUCAUUGAACUAUUCUGUUCCUACUUCGACAGACCCUCAAUGUAUUCCCAGUUGAAAAAAUGCUCCUCACCAACUGCUCCCCAGUCACCUACGUUUCCUCCUGUGGAAAAGGCAGUCACUGGUGACAGAAACAAUUCUUCAUACCUCAUUUGUAACAAGCAAGCAAGUGGACAAAACAAGGCUAAUGAUAGCACAGAACAAAACCCAAUGGGGCAGGCAGGAAGCACCUUCUUUAACUCCCACAACCAGACUUUUUAUUUCCCCAAUGACAACUCAAAUUCUAAAGAAAUCACUGCUGGACAUGACCCACAGCCACCAACCAGAGUGGACCAGGAACCUUCAAGCAGAGCCAGUGGCCACGCUAGCAGCCAACCUUGGCCUAGUGGCUUGAAGGUAUAGAUACAGGCUUGAGCAUCAAAAUUUCACUCGAUUGUGGAGAAGAAAAAAGUGCUAUAGAAAGGGCACCCUAGGUGUUAAUUUUGCUCCAGUUGGAGGUGGUACUCAACAGCCUUAGUCAUGAGGCUUAGAAAA
This is a messenger RNA of Ictidomys tridecemlineatus (thirteen-lined ground squirrel), 1256 nucleotides long. Lineage: Eukaryota; Metazoa; Chordata; Mammalia; Rodentia; Sciuridae. The record is from RefSeq and is a predicted model, not a curated record.